AUCACCUCUAUCGCACACCGCCCCCUCCCCACUCUAAGAAACAACACUCACCACCUACUUUUUAGCCCUGUAUAGAAAAACCAGCUUCUCACUUCAUUCUCUGCCUGUCGUUCUCUCUCUCUCUCUCCCACACACACACACACACACACACACACAUCGAAAAAAGAAAAGAAAACAUAAACCAUAUAGAAAAAAAAACUCUCUUUUUUCCUCUCUCAAAUGGGUUUCUUGGGCAUGAGUCACCUGCCAAAUCUGAAGUGACCCAUUUCAUUGUUCCUCUACCAUUACUUGAAAAGACCUUCAUCUACUCUCAUUUCAGCUUUCUCUUCUCAUCUGCUUUUGAUACGCUCUUUUAUUGCCCCUUCAGAUAAGGAGUUCCUAUUUUUUUUUUGCCCUUUAAAUUUUAGUUUUCAUUUUAUGCCAUUUUUUUCUGGUUAAAUCUGGCAAGACCGAGUUGAGAGUGUUGGUGGCCUUAAAAAGUUUUGCAACGGUUUGAUAACCAUAAAAGGCUGUUCUUUAGUGUGGAAGGAAACACAAGUUGGUGAUCAACAGAUUCAUUCCCUGAAGAUUUCCUGUUUUCAAAAUUGUUCCUUUUACAUGUUCUCUUUAAGCGCCGUUGUCUUUUCGAAGCAACAAUCUAGCGAUUAAUGCGGGAUGCAUCCAUCCAUACUUCACAGAUAUCAUUUUACAUCCAGAGGCUUAAAAUCUUGCUCUGCAUUUGAUUCGGUAACCUGUCCGUCAGCCCCUUUAAUUUCAUUGUUUUUUUUUUAAAUUAGUAAGUAAUAUAUAUGUGGUUGCUUGGUUGUCUUCAAGCCGAGUAACCAUACUGAUCAUGUUAAAAACUGUUUCUUCCAUGUUAACGUGUUUCUUGUUCAACAAAGUUUUAGUUUUUUAGUCAUGUUUGAUGUGUAGGUUAUGCUGGGAUUCUUGCAUUUUUAAAGUGAGUUUUUUACUUUUACUACGAGUCGGACAUUUUAAAGACGAAUUUAUAUAUAAUCCAAAAUAUGUGGGAAGGAUGACAGAAUAUGAUCCUGGACCUAUAAAAUAGUUCUUGCUUUGCAGGUGCCCUUGAGACCAUCACUAUAGGGUGGUGGCUUUUCACAGUUUUGCAUCUGGAUGUGGCAUGACUGAGCUUGAAGUUUGAUUCUUGUUUGCCUCUGUCUUUCUUGCGCCAGAUCUUGUUCCCAAGGCCCCUUUUUUUUACGUCAUGGAGGGUGAAACAUCUUGGGUAAAUAAUUGUUUUGAGAACCCGACGAGGGACAUUGGUGAGUUCGAUUCAUUUUCUGAACAUAGCGAAGAAGGAAAUAAAGUUAAUGCCAUUUCAGUUGAUUUAAUCUUGCCCGAUGAUCUGCUAGAACGAAUCCUAGCUUGUCUUCCCGUUGCUAGCAUCUUCAGAGCUGGCUGUGUGUGUAAAAGAUGGCAUGAGAUUGUUAGUUCAAGGAGGUUUUUAUGGAACUUCUCACAUGUCCUGCCACAAAAACCAUGGUAUUUUAUGUUUACAAGCUCUGACGAACCAGUUGGCUAUGCUUUUGAUCCUAUCCUUCGAAAAUGGUUUGGCAUUGAUCUUCCCUACAUCCAAAAGUCCAACUGGUUCAUUGCUUCAUCAUGCGGCUUGGUUUCCUUCAUGGAUAACGACAGCAGAAGCGAGUUGUAUGUCUGCAACCCGAUCACCAAACGCUGCAGGAAGCUUCAGGAGCCCCCAGGCUUAAAAGUUUAUGAUUACAGUGCACUUGCAAUUUCUGUGAACCGGAUAUCACAUGGUUAUACUAUAUCAAUUGUAAAGUCUAAGUUAGGCCCUGGAAAUUUUUUCCAAUCUGAUCUCUCUAUCCAUAUUUAUGAUUCUGAAACGAGGAUGUGGGUAACUUCUUGCACAGAGGUUAUGACUGGAUGGAGAGGUGGCGAUGAGAGUGUGAUCUGUGGUGGGGUUUUAUACCUUUUGAUUUAUUCUGCAGGAGGUGGUGCCACAGAAACCCGUCAUGGUCUAAUCAGGUACAAUCUAUCCAACAGAUCUUCCCAUGGCUUGUUGAUAAGAAGUUUCAUAAAAGUACCUUGUCCUCUUACUUGUGGCCGUCUGAUGAAUUUGAAUGAGAAGCUUGUAAUGGUGGGGGGAAUUGGUAAACUAGACCGGCCUGACAUAAUAAAGGGGAUUGGCAUCUGGGUUCUGGAUGGCAAGGACUGGCAAGAGAUUGCCCGUAUGCCUCACAAGUUCUUCCAAGGAUUUGGGGAGUUUGAUGAAGUUUUUGCUAGCAGCGGUACAAAUAAUCAAAUAUACAUCCAAAGCUACGGGGCUCCAGCGCUUCUUGUUUUUGACAUUAACCAGAAACAAUGGAAGUGGUCACAGAAAUGCCCAGUGUCAAAGAGGUUCCCACUUCAACUUUUUACUGGGUUUUGCUUUGAACCUAGGCUUGAUGUGGCACCGUAAUUUGUUAUUGAAUUUAAGGUGGCGGUGUUGAAAAAUUUGUCUGAUAUCCCCCCA
This is a messenger RNA of Populus euphratica (Euphrates poplar), 2476 nucleotides long. Its product is annotated as F-box/kelch-repeat protein At3g61590-like. Gene Ontology annotation, molecular function: protein binding. The transcript has 3 exons. The record is from RefSeq and is a predicted model, not a curated record. Lineage: Eukaryota; Viridiplantae; Streptophyta; Magnoliopsida; Malpighiales; Salicaceae. Bases 1208 to 2422 code for a protein of 404 amino acids.